UUUUUUUUUUUUUUGGAAGCCGAUCGAAUUAUCUUUCGUAAUUUUGCGAAGGAACCUCGACAAAACCCUUCGAGGUAAAAAAUAAAAAAUAGCGUUUUUGUGCAACAUCAACUGUUAAAAUAUGGGCAGUCGACUCCCAAUAACGCCUUCCACGACCGAACUCUGGCCCCAUUUAACAACCCCGUGAAGACUACUGUGUAGGCCUAGAUUCUCGGCCAAUAUAUAACUUGAUCCCCAGUUCUUGCCAUAAUUUCUCACUGUCGAAGCUUCAGUUUCACUUCACCGAAACGUUCUCCAAUUUGUUUGCUCAGCCUUCCCAGCAGUUUGUUUUUGGAAUCAUCUCCUCUCAACCAGCAUCAUGUCCAGCCCAAAGGUUAAAAUCUUCUAUGUCGACUAUAUGGGCCGUGCCGAAAUGAUUCGACUGUUGUUUGCUGCCGCAGGAAAACCUUUUGAGGACGUUAGGUUUUCUCUAGAGGAUUGGUCGGCAAAGUGGAAGUCAAAGGCCCCCUUUGGAACGUCACCAUGGGUGGAGGUAGAUGGAGAAGUCUAUGCACAGUCAAUAGCUAUUGCUAACUAUUUUGCCAAGGAGUUUGGUUUUUUUGGGAAGAACAACAAAGAAGCUCUUCAUAUCGAACAGAUGGUGAACCUCAUUCAGGACUUCAUGGUUAUAGCGGUUUCAAUUGAUGACCAGUAUCAGGACCAAAAAAAACAUAGAGAGCUGACCGAAGACUGCAAGAAAAAUACUAUGCCUCGCUUCUUUGGAUUCUUCGAGAAAAUUCUAAAAGCCAGUGGAACAGGUUAUGUUGUAGGAAAUCAGAUGACCCUUGCUGAUAUCGCCCUCUUUGACGUCCUCACUGGUUAUUUGAAGAACUUCGCAGGACCAUUAGAUGACUACCCAUUGUGCGUAGCCUUGAGGGACAAAGUUGGAGCUAAUGACAAAAUCAAGGCUUAUAUGGCAUCCCGACCCGUCACUGUUGGCUGAAUAUUCGAAGCGAAUCUGAACCCAUUACCCGGAGGCGUGGGUAUUCGUUUAUCGUGAUCAAUUGGAAACUUUUUUUAAAAGUCACAGAGCGACAUUACGAAUCUUGACGUAGGUUAAAUAAUCAGGUACAGGAAAGCCGCCCGUGGGCAACCUAUUCCAGGCAGAAUAGAAAGAACAAUUGGAUUUGAAGUAAAAAAAUUUUAAAAAUAUAAAAAAAAAGAAUGCAGGAAUGUUUUUCUUGAUGUUUCUACCAACUCAGAAAAGAGACGCAGUUUGUCUAAGGACAAUACCAAGAAAGCAUGCAACACAUGCCCCUCCUGCCCUCUGCUUGAGAAAUAUGCUUUUAAGUGCACAUCGCCAUUAAAUUUUUGAAUUUGGUCUUUUUCCCGGUUCUAAAGUCAAUUUUGCAAUCAUUUUGUAACUUCACCUAAUUAUAUUUUGUAUUUGUAAAUAAAAGUAAUUAAAAUUCC
Aplysia californica (California sea hare) is the source of this 1452-nucleotide messenger RNA. Its product is annotated as S-crystallin SL11. NCBI's taxonomy places the organism in Eukaryota, Metazoa, Mollusca, Gastropoda, Aplysiida, Aplysiidae. Gene Ontology annotation, biological process: glutathione metabolic process. Gene Ontology annotation, molecular function: glutathione transferase activity. The record is from RefSeq and is a predicted model, not a curated record.